This is a messenger RNA of Halichondria panicea, 1593 nucleotides long. RefSeq lists its product as uncharacterized. Lineage: Eukaryota; Metazoa; Porifera; Demospongiae; Suberitida; Halichondriidae. The transcript has a single exon. Gene Ontology annotation, molecular function: hydrolase activity, hydrolyzing O-glycosyl compounds. Bases 46 to 1413 code for a protein of 455 amino acids. The record is from RefSeq and is a predicted model, not a curated record. Gene Ontology annotation, biological process: carbohydrate metabolic process.
UAAACCCCAUGCAGCUUGGGUCCCAUUACACCACCCAUUGACAACAUGAAGACUCACCUUGCUCUAGUAGCCUUGGCUGUGUUCUGUGUAGCCGUGGAGGGACAACAACCUGGUAACCAGAAGCCAGAGAUCCACCCCCAACUCUCCAUGCAGACAUGCACACAGUCAGGAGGCUGUGUUACACAACAGAAGAGUGUAGUGCUGGAUGCCAACUGGCGAUGGCUACACACGGUCACUGGAUACACCAACUGCUACACUGGCACCACCUGGGACAAGAGCCUCUGUCCUGAUGGCAAGACAUGCGCUACCAACUGUGCCCUAGAUGGGGCAGAUUAUGAGGGAACCUACGGAGUACAUGCAAGUGGCAACUCUCUUAAACUAGACUUUCUUAUUAAGGGACAAUAUGCUAUCAAUGUGGGCUCUAGACUUUACCUAAUGGACUCAGAGAACGAGUACUACAUGUUCAAGCUUAAGAACAAAGAGUUCACCUUUGAUGUUGAUGUGUCCAACCUUCCUUGCGGCAUCAAUGGUGCACUAUACAUGAUUCAGAUGGACGGAGAUGGAGGCACAUCACGAUUCCCAGCUAACAAAGCCGGAGCAAAGUUUGGAACAGGUUAUUGUGAUGCACAAUGUCCCCACGAUAUCAAGUUCAUCAACGGAGAGGCCAACUGCGAGGAUUGGGACUCCACAAAUGCAGUGGGUAAAUAUGGUACCUGCUGUAGCGAGAUGGACAUCUGGGAGUCCAACAGCAUCUCCACAGCCUACACCACUCAUGUGUGCACAGUCCAGGGCCAGACAAGGUGUGAGGGGCAACAAUGUGGCGAUGGCAGUCAGAGACACGAUGGGGUGUGUGACAAGGACGGUUGUGACUUUAAUCCAUAUCGAAUGGGAGACAAGAGCUUCUUUGGUCCAGCACAAAACUUCAGCAUUGACUCAACGCAAGUGUUGACAGUGGUGACUCAGUUCAUAACUGCUGACGGCACAGAUACUGGUGACCUGAAGGAGAUUAAGAGGAUAUGGGUACAAAAUGGAAAGGUCAUUCAAACACGAAAUGUCAACGUCAUGAACAGCACCUUCAACUCCACUACUGACGAUUUCUGCAACAAACAGAAGGCAUCGUUUGGAGAUCCUAAUGAUUAUGAGAAGAGAGGUGGUAACAAGGCAAUGGGUGAUGCUAUGGACAAGGGGAUGGUACUAGCUCUGAGCCUAUGGGACGAUCAUGCUGCCUACAUGCUCUGGUUGGACUCUAACUACCCCACAGACAAAGACCCUAGUACACCUGGAGUGGCCAGAGGGAGCUGUCCCAUCUCAUCUGGACGACCUACUGAGGUAGAGAAGAAUCAUCCAGAUGCCAGUGUGACUUAUUCUAAUAUUAAGUUUGGAGAGCUGAACUCCACCUACAAGCCAAACUGACCACAUUAGCCUCCUAACAUUAGUGUUACUAUUAAAGGCUAGGUUAGGUAACAUUAGCUGGUGUGUAGAGUGUGUGUACUAUGGCUUCAGUGAGGAGAACAUUAUACAUUCUUUAUACCGUAUAGCGGGUAAUUUUCGUUAGUACAAAUUUUCUUAUGAACUACCAUUUCCUAUUUUAAA